This is a messenger RNA of Actinia tenebrosa (Australian red waratah sea anemone), 423 nucleotides long. RefSeq names its product large ribosomal subunit protein eL37A. Gene Ontology annotation, biological process: translation. Gene Ontology annotation, cellular component: ribosome; cytosolic large ribosomal subunit. Gene Ontology annotation, molecular function: RNA binding; structural constituent of ribosome. The record is from RefSeq and is a predicted model, not a curated record. Lineage: Eukaryota; Metazoa; Cnidaria; Anthozoa; Actiniaria; Actiniidae.
CGGGUGGUUACCAAGCCGUUCUCUCUUUUUGACGAUCUGACUGCAAGAUGACCAAGGGUACAUCCAGUUUUGGAAAGCGUCAUAACAAGUCCCACACACUUUGUGUGCGAUGUGGAAAGAAGUCAUGGCACAUCCAAAAGAAGAGAUGCGCAGGCUGUGGAUUCCCCUCUGCCAAACUCAGGAAAUAUAACUGGAGUAUGAAGGCUAAGAGAAGAAGCACAACUGGCACUGGUAGAAUGCGUCACCUGAAAAUUGUCCGCCGUCGCUUCCAAAAUGGAUUCCAAGAGGGACAAGAGGCAAAAUCACAGAAAAAACGUGGAGCAGCAGCAGCUCCUCAGCCUGCUCAGGCUUGAAGCUUGAACCUCAUUGUCAAAAAAUAAAAAUAUGUAAUAAAAUCAUUUGCAGAAGAAACUGCAGGUUUAA